Paracoccidioides lutzii Pb01 is the source of this 399-nucleotide messenger RNA. RefSeq lists its product as hypothetical. The record is from RefSeq and is a predicted model, not a curated record. The transcript has a single exon. The coding region runs from base 1 to 399 and encodes 132 amino acids.
AUGUCGAUAGCCAGCCUCUCAUCGCCUCCUAAAUUCUAUCCCCAUAGUUCCUCACUAUCUGAGCAGGGGCAUUACUGUGGUAUAGAAUGGAGGUUACCGGAUAAUCUUCCUCACCCUUCAAAGAGCGGUAACGCCCGUAUGGUAAAGAAAAUUCUUGGUGCCAUAAUGAGCGCAAGCACAGCCAUGUGCCACUUCGAUAGGCACGAAAAAGACUUUAACUUUUUUAACCCCAGCCGAAUUAGUCUUCAUUCUGCGAUUAUGCUGGCACAAUCAACUUACAGACUGAAAGAUAUUGGCCAGAGUCUAAGACGUGAACUUCUGGACUCCUCACAACCCCGUCCACUCCAGAACUUCAAAAACAUGGCCAUGGAGUUAGAGCCUCAAGGCAAAUACAUGUAA